GCCUUAUAUACACUGCACACAUGAAGCAGGAAUCAGACGCAUAGGAAGCUUAUACUGACUUCAUAAACUGAACUCCCAUCUAAAAAGCAACUUCACAGCCACAGCCAGGACCUAACAUUGACUCAGAAGAAUAAAUAAACUGCAUUUCUGCAGAAAGUGCACAAUGAAGGAGGGUAUAUUUCUACUCCUGAUGUUGGUUAUUGCCCACACAGACCAAGCUACAGAGUCCAGAACUGAUGAUAAUAGUGUGUUUGACCUCUUUGAACUUACUGGAUUCAAUCGCAAAUCUAAUUCUCGAAGGCCUGAGGGAGUACAUUUAGUGAAAGGCCCAGACCCCUCAAGCCCAGCUUAUAGAAUUGAAAAUGCUGAUCUGAUUCCACCAGUUCCAGAAGAAAAGUUUCAAGAUCUGUUAGACGCCAUUCGUUCGGAAAGGGGAUUCAUUUUGCUGGCUACUUUGCGCCAGGUGAAGAAGAGCAGAGGAACACUUUUGUCUGUUGAGAGGAAAGAUGGGAAUGGGCAUGUGUUCAGUAUAGUAUCUAAUGGAAGAGCUGGCACUCUGGACUUGAGUCUCAGUGGUGAGGGUAAGCAACAGGUGGUGUCUGUAGAAGAUGCUUUACUGGCAACCGGCCACUGGAAGAAUAUUACGCUGUUUGUGCAAGAAGAUCGGGCACAGCUCUACGUAGGAUGUGACAAGAUGGAAAAUGCUGAACUGGAUGUACCUAUACAUAAUAUUUUCACCGGAGAUCUGGCAAGCACUGCCAAGCUCAGAGUAGCAAAAGGAGGAGUAAAAGACAACUUUCAAGGAGUUCUUCAGAACCUACGUUUUGUUUUUGGAACCACAUUGGAUGCCAUCCUGAGAAACAAGGGCUGUUCCAGCUUGUCAAAUUCAGUCAUCACUUUGGAUAAUCCAGUGAAUGGCUCAAGUCCAGCGAUCCGAACCAAUUUUGUUGGUCACAAGACAAAAGACCUUCAUGCAGUGUGCGGCAUUACCUGUGAUGAUCUGGCUAACAUGUUUCUGGAGAUGAAAGGUUUACGAACAAUGGUCACUGCACUUCAAGACAAAGUUCGCAAAGUGACAGAAGAAAAUGAACUAAUUUCUAAAGUAGUGAAAGUCACACCUGGAGUGUGUAUUCAUAAUGGGGUUACACAUUUAAACACAGAAGAGUGGACUAUAGACAGCUGUACAGAAUGCACAUGCCAGAAUUCAGCAACAAUUUGCAGCAAAAAGUCCUGUCCUUUGAUGCCUUGUACAAACGCUACAAUUCCAGAUGGCGAGUGCUGUCCAAGGUGUUGGCCAAAUGAUUCUGCCGACGAUGGUUGGUCUCCGUGGUCUGAUUGGACAGCCUGCUCUGUGACAUGUGGCCACGGUAUUCAGCAAAGAGGACGAUCAUGUGACAGUUUGAAUAACCGAUGUGAAGGCUCUUCAGUCCAGACAAGGUCCUGUCAUAUCCAGGAGUGCGAUAAAAGAUUUAAACAAGAUGGUGGUUGGAGUCAUUGGUCUCCUUGGUCUUCAUGUUCAGUCACUUGCGGAAGUGGUCAUAUCACAAGAAUCCGCCUUUGUAACUCUCCUGUCCCUCAGCUGAAUGGCAAACAGUGUGAAGGAGAAGGAAGAGAGAACAAGCCAUGCCAGAAGGACCCAUGCCCAAUUAAUGGACAAUGGGGACCGUGGUCACUGUGGGACACCUGCUCUCUAACUUGUGGAGGUGGUGUGCAGAAACGUGCACGUCUUUGCAAUAACCCAGAGCCUAAAUAUGGUGGUAAAGAUUGUCUUGGAGAAGUUGUUGAUAGUCAGUUGUGCAACAAGCAGGACUGUCCAAUAGAUGGAUGUCUCUCAAAUCCUUGCUUUGCUGGCACUAAAUGUACCAGCUUCCCUGAUGGGUCCUGGAAAUGUGGUGCCUGCCCUACAGGUUAUAGAGGAAAUGGAAUUGAAUGCAAAGACGUUGAUGAGUGUACAGAGGUUCCAGAUGCUUGUUUUACUCUCAAUGGGGUGCACCGCUGUGAGAACACAGAACCAGGAUAUAACUGUCUGCCCUGCCCUCCACGUUACAAAGGAACACAGCCAUUUGGAAAAAGCAUUGAAGAUGCAACAGCAAACAAACAGGUUUGCAAGCCACAAAACCCUUGCACAGAUGGAACCCACGACUGCAACAAGAAUGCAAGAUGUAUCUACCUUGGUCACUAUUCUGACCCCAUGUAUCGAUGUGAGUGCAAACCUGGAUAUGCAGGAAAUGGAAUCAUUUGUGGUGAAGACACAGACUUGGAUGGAUGGCCAAAUGAGAACCUUAUAUGUGUUGAUAAUGCUACAUACCAUUGCAAAAAAGACAACUGCCCCAAUCUUCCCAACUCUGGCCAGGAGGACUAUGACAAGGAUGGAGUUGGUGAUGCUUGUGAUAAUGAUGAUGACAACGAUGGUAUCGUAGACGACAGGGACAACUGCCAGUUUAUAUAUAAUCCAGCACAGUAUGAUUAUGACCGUGAUGAUGUGGGAGAUCGUUGUGAUAACUGCCCCUACAACAAUAAUCCAGACCAAGCUGACACUGAUGCCAAUGGAGAAGGAGAUGCUUGUGCUGUGGAUAUUGAUGGGGAUGGCAUUCUAAACGAGGCUGACAACUGCCCAUAUGUGUACAAUGUAGACCAGAGGGACACAGAUAAGGAUGGAGUUGGAGAUCAGUGUGAUAACUGCCCUCUACAACAUAACCCUGACCAGACCGACUCAGACUCAGAUCUCAUUGGUGAUGAAUGUGACAGCAAUGAGGAUAUUGAUGAAGAUGGACACCAGAAUAAUCUGGACAACUGUCCAUAUGUUCCCAAUGCCAACCAAGCAGACCAUGAUAAGGAUGGAAAGGGUGAUGCAUGUGAUCACGAUGAUGACAAUGAUGGCAUCCCUGAUGACAAAGAUAACUGCAGGCUGGUUCCAAACCCUGACCAGAAAGAUACUAAUGGUGAUGGCCGUGGAGAUGCAUGCCAAUUUGACUUUGAUGACGAUAAAAUUCCGGACUCAGAAGAUGUUUGCCCAGAGAAUGUGGCGAUCAGCACAACAGACUUCCGUAAAUUCCAAAUGGUACCAUUGGAUCCCAAAGGAACAUCACAGAUUGAUCCUAACUGGGUUGUCAGACAUCAGGGCAAGGAGCUGGUACAGACUGUCAACUGUGACCCUGGUCUCGCUGUUGGUUUUGAUGAGUUUAGCGCCGUUGACUUUAGUGGCACAUUCUUCAUUAACACCGAGAGAGAUGAUGACUAUGCUGGCUUUGUUUUUGGCUACCAGUCAAGCAGCAGAUUUUAUGUGGUUAUGUGGAAGCAGAUUACUCAAACGUACUGGGACACAACACCCACUAAAGCCCAAGGCUAUUCAGGUCUCUCUAUCAAGGUUGUAAAUUCUACUAGUGGACCAGGAGAACAUCUACGCAAUGCUUUAUGGCACACUGGCAAUACUCCGGGACAGGUUCGCACCUUGUGGCAUGACCCUCGUCACAUAGGCUGGAAAGAUUUCACAGCUUAUAGGUGGCACCUGACCCACAGACCAAAGACUGGAUUCAUUAGAGUUGUAAUGCACGAAGGCAAGAAAGUCAUGGCUGACUCAGGAGCCAUCUAUGAUAAAACAUACGCAGGUGGAAGAUUAGGAUUGUUUGUCUUCUCUCAGGAAAUGGUGUUCUUUUCAGAUCUCAAAUAUGAGUGCAGAGACUCAUAAAACAAGAUGUUAUCCAUUCAGUGAAUGUUAACAAAACAACAUGGCACCUUCGGAAUUUUUAUAUGUAUACCAUCCCUUGGAUCGUUUUUUCAAUUUUUUUCCACUUUCAUGAAAUUUGAACAAAUGAUCUACUCCCAAGAAAUGAAAGACACCUCUGAGUCCUAACCUUGGACAAAAUAGGAUUUUUUUUGUUCUAAGUGGGAACUUUUUAGGGGUGAUUGCAGUUUCUGGCAGGCACAGAUCUAUCCUUAAAGUGCAUUUUAUUGACUUUCUAUUUCUAGUGCCUAAAUGGACUUUUCCUAGACAAUCUGCAGAACAAAAGGUAUUAGUAAAAAAAUACUGGAUAGACAAAUGAAAUACCCUUUACAAACAUGAACUCUGGAGCUCUUAGAAAUAAUACUAAGGGAAAUAUUGGAAGCAAAACAAAUAGAAUUUAUUGCUACUACUAUCAGUGAAAGAACCCGUUCCUGGCUUUUUUUUGUUUGUUUAAUAAAACAGCUGCUCUAUUACUAAAGAGAAGAGAUGCAAUACUUUAGAAAUGAAAAUUAUUCAAAGUUGCCUUCAGAGAAAUGGGACUUUUGUAUUAUGGGUGUGCUGUCUGCAGAUUUAGCUAAAAACAAAUGUUAUCCUUUAUUUAUAAAGCACCAAAUUUACAGUAGCAAUAUACAAAGUGGUACGAAUAUUUCAAUAUAACUUUUAAUAUAUAUAUAUAUAUAUAUAUAUAUAUAUAUAUAUAUAUAUAUAUAUAUAUAUAUAUAUAUAUAUAUAUAUAUAUAUAUAUAUAUAUAUAUAUAAAAUAUUUAUGCACAUCAGUGCAAAAGGAAGUUGAGGCCCAUACCUAUGGAUGCUUACAAUCUAGAGGAGAACGUUUGGGGAUGUGAGAAUAUUGCAGCAAGAGGCAGCAUUGUGAGUGUGUGUAGAUCCAGAUGUAUGAAGUCUAAUUAUAACGAUCACUGCCCAGAUACGAGUGGUCUGAAUUUUGAAUGUGUGAGAUGUAAGCAGUAUCUUUGACUAUUACAGACAUAACAUGCACUUGUUUAUAGCUUUAGCAAAAUUGUAUUUGCGCAUUAUUAUAUUGGAAACUUAUAGGUGCAACAGAAUUAUUAGCACUUGCGUGUGUGCAAAUUAUUGGACUUUGUGCUUAUCAUUUUUUUUUUAAAAAAAGCACAAACGCUGAAAUUUCAGUGACUCAAUAGCUGGUGACUGAUAAUUAUUGCUAAAAAAUUGAAAAUACAAAAGAAUCUAAAUUGAAAUAUAUUUAUUAUUGUUGGUCAUUAUACAAACGAGGCAGAGUAAAGCCAGAUAACUCCAGUCUUUUUUAAGUUAGGUUGUAUUUACAGUCUAUUUUAAUCCAGGCUAUGUUUAUGUGUGUUUCUUGAAGCCGAAACAGCUAAGCAAUGUUGGUCUUUCCUAAAGAACCGGAGGGGAGCAAGGCUAGAGGGGUGCAGACGAGGAACAGCAGACUGCCUGUGCUAGACUUUAAAUACAAAACACAUGUUUCUCAAUAGCCAUAUAUAGUGCCCUAAUUACAUUACGACAGGUAAACUGCUCCUUACUGGAAAAUAAGAUAAUAUACCAGCAAGUUUAACCUUCAAGUACAAAUAAUACCUCAUUUGUGUGACUGAGAAAUAAUGAUUUUAAAAGGAAAAAAAAUCUGGAUAUUUAACAAGCAUUUAAAAUCUACUGUAGUGUUAAUAAGUGCUGUAUAUAGUGAUAAUGACUGUGUAUCCCCAGGAAAGUAUUUUAAACUUUUUUUAAAAAAUAAAUAAAAAUAUUGUGAUAUUUUUUCUAUAUUUUAGUAUUUUUUCAUUGCUUUUUUGUAUAAAUGAUUUUUUUUUAUUUGUAUUGCCGUCUAGUGAUUAUGGGUAUUUUUUUAGAUAUGCUAUUUAAAUAAUUUAUCAGGAAAAGCUUCCUGUAGAGUUUCUGCUCCUAUUUGUACAAACUGUUUGCACUUGAAAGAGCUUUGCAAUAUAUGUUCCAUAUUUUGUUUAAAAUAUCAGUGUAUACUUUUUUUUUUUUUUUUUUAAUAAAGAGAAAAUGUCUUUUUUGUACACAUUUCAAUUGUUAAUUUCUUUUUUUAAAUAAUAUUGAUGUCAAUUGUACAGUUGUUACCUGUAAGAUUAAAUAAACCAUAUAAUAUAAAUACCUUA
Messenger RNA from Bombina bombina (fire-bellied toad), 5838 nucleotides. RefSeq names its product thrombospondin 1 (gene THBS1). Gene Ontology annotation, cellular component: extracellular region. The coding region runs from base 164 to 3688 and encodes 1174 amino acids. NCBI's taxonomy places the organism in Eukaryota, Metazoa, Chordata, Amphibia, Anura, Bombinatoridae. Gene Ontology annotation, molecular function: calcium ion binding; protein binding. The record is from RefSeq and is a predicted model, not a curated record. The transcript has 22 exons. Gene Ontology annotation, biological process: cell adhesion; negative regulation of angiogenesis.